Molecule: messenger RNA, 1037 nt
Organism: Labeo rohita (rohu)
Lineage: Eukaryota; Metazoa; Chordata; Actinopteri; Cypriniformes; Cyprinidae
Gene: clec3a
Product: C-type lectin domain family 3, member A
Exons: 3
Coding region: 294-884 (196 amino acids)
Source: RefSeq, a predicted model, not a curated record
UGAAACACAUAAGGUGUGUUAGUGAAUGCAUUUUCUUGUUGGGUUAUGAAUGGAAAAACUCCCAAAUGAAUUUCGUGCUCUUCCCAAGUAAAUAUUUAUGAAUGGCUGGAAACAGGGGAAUGGUUGUUGUGACUGCACUGCAGGUCUUUCGAUUCCCUUUAGGUACACAAAAAAACACGGAAUGUCCAGCCAAUAGCCUGAAAGUAAAGACGGGAGAAAACUGUAAGACUUGUCCACAUUUCUCUCAGUGAUUUGCGCAGCUCGUCUGUACUUGGGACUUCUCAUCUGUGACCAUGGCACAGUCUCGGCUUCUGCUGUUCGUGAUCUGCUUCAGUGUUCUCCAGACUGGAUAUGGCCAACCCUCUCGCUCCAAAAAAGCAGUUCCGACUCGACAGAGAGUGACAGAAGAUGAUGACGUGAGAACACAGAUUGACAAGCUGUGGCAGGAAGUCAAUUCCCUGAAAGAGAUGCAGGCACUGCAAACAGUUUGCCUGCGUGGCAUCAAAGCCCACAGGAAGUGUUACCUGGUUUCUGAGCAGGCCAAGCACUACCACGAGGCCAACGAGGACUGCAUUGCACAGGGAGGGACCCUGGCCAUACCUCGAGAUGUAAGCCAAAAUGGCGAACUCACAGACUAUGUCAAACGCAGCUCACCCGCAUCCAAAGAUUUCUGGAUCGGCAUAACAGACAUAGUGAAGGAAGGCCAGUAUGUGGACGUGAACAGCCUGCCCGUCACUUUCUUCCACUGGGAUCGUUCCAAGAGAGAGCCCACGGGAGGGAAGAGAGAGAGCUGUGUCGCGCUCUCAUUGGCAGCACAGGGAAAAUGGCACGACGAGGUCUGUCGCAGUCAGAAGAAAUACAUCUGUGAAUAUCUGAUCCCGUGAUGUGCCUCACACAUGACAUAAAGAUGCUUGUUAAAGAUACAGACAGCCUGUCAUUGAAGCUGGCUAUUAAAAAGUAAACACUCAGUGGUAAUGUAUGAUGUGUUCUCUUUAUUCACUUCUCAAAUGGUAGAAUACUAAACAGAAACUUCCUCA